CUCAAAUUUCAUCAGAGUGUAAUAUUUCCAUCAGACUAGCAUGAAAGUCUCUUUUUCUACAAGAUAACAUUUGAAAAUCACCGAAAAUGAUCUACAGAAUGAUAUAUCCGUUAAUUUUAAAUUUUGUCAUGUCUGCUGUGGCAUUUUUGAUAACUAUGAAGUUGAUUUCUGGAAUGAAGCCCUUGUUCACCAAGGCCGGUCUCUGUGGUAAAGAUCUCAACAAAAAAGACAACAAAGAUUUGAUGUAAGUUCAUUUAGCCGUUCUUUCAAAAUAUUCCGUGGAUAUUGUAUUGAAAAGGAAACGUAAUUGUACGUAACCAGAAAAUUGCCUUCUUAAUCAGAUAAUCCUAAGCAGUUUAAUACGAGACCAUGGAGUUUGAAGCGUGGGUUGCGGUGAUUCGUUGAUUGUAUUUGUGGAGAAAUUUUGAAAUUUAGACAACACAACGGGGCUUUAUUACUUUCUGUUUCUAGUACACUAAAAUGUUUUCAGCAGGGGACUGAACAGAUCGUUAGAUCAGCACAAUGCAAUUCCAACAAACUCAUCAAUAUGAGCAUCACGUUUUGGACUGUGGCUUUUAAGUCGUUGAUGCUACAAAAUCUCAUUUUUUAAAUCGGUCUUUGAACCCUGCCUUUCUAUUUUAAAUUGGAUUCCACAUUCACCAUUUGUGUUUGCUAAUUUCAAAUGCAAGUCAAUUAUUAUUGAUUUUGAACAGCUGUGUUGACCUCUGCCGCAAUUAAUCAGGGCUUUGUAAAAAGUGCUGUCAGAAACAUUGCAGGGAUCCCAAUGUUUUGGCCUGUGAAAUCCCAAAUGCAAAAACUAAGAUUUCCUAUUCACCCAAAGGCAAAAGUCAGGGCCACUACGCUCUGCCAGAAAGUUGUUUUCGAUCAAGUCGUCUUGAUGCUCUAGUUGAUCCAGUUCCACGUAGAUGACUUGUAGAAUAAGGAAUAUUGAUGCAUUAUAUAGUUUUCUUGUGCUUGUGCUAACUAUACAAAAAAGGUCAUGCACUUAAUAAAUAAAUAAAUUAUUGUUCUACAGUUCUACCACUCCCUUAAGUUUGUAGCAAAGCAACUGGUUUCCUGAUAGAGCUUAGCACCAUUGCCUCAAUCCUUUACCCCCCCCCCAAAUAUCCUCUGAGAAUUCAACUCAUCACUUUUGUGUAAUUGAUUAAGAAUGUUUUUUGGGUUGGAAUAAUAAAUUGACAUGCACUUGAAGGUGUUUAAUUAUUGUUAAUCCAUUUUUUCUGCAGCCCUGAGGGUCUUGGUGUCGUUACUGGAGCAGUGUUUCUCAUUUCCAUGUUUUUGUUUAUUCCUAUUCCAUUUUUCACUAUUUGGUUUGAAAAAGGCGACUAUGAUUUUCCACAUCAUGAGGUAUGUUAUUAUUAAAAUGUGAAACAGAAGCAAAAGGAGGAAAAAAGAAACCACAAAUGAGAUAUGAAGAUGAUGUGAACUGUGAAAAUACAAAUUUUAACUGAAAAUAUCAUAACAUUCAGAAAAUAAGCCCCUCCAUGUAUAAGCCCCUCAAAAUCGUAACGCAAGAAACCCUCUGUUAAAUCGCCCCUCUGAAUAUAAGCCCCCCGGGGGGCUUGUACAUGGAAUUUGCUCUUGAAUACAAAGUAAAGCAAAGCAAAAAUGGUAAAUUUCCUUCCCACUACAAGCUAGCCCAACCGAUUUUGAAAUGCAAAUUUCCCUCCAUUCAUAAGCCGCUCCGAAUAUAAGCCCCUCCAAAAAUAAGCCUCUCAAAAAGGGCCAUUGAAAAAUAUAAGCUCCAGGGCUUAUUUUCAGAAUUUUACAGUAUGAUGAUUGCAGUGGUAAUUCCAAUUUAACCAAAUGCGAAUAAACCAAAAAAAACAAUUUCAGGACGUCACAGGAUGCAAACCCAUGGCCUUUGCCUUAGUGCUGUAGUGCUCUACCAUUUGAGCUAUAUAUGAAGACCCACAUAUUUAUGAGAGCAGCCAAUUUGUUGGGCUCAUCUUAACCCGUGAAAGGAAUGAAAAAGGGAGAUGAUAUGAACUGCUGAAAUACAAAUUUUAUAUGAAGACAUGAUCAUCGCAGUGGUAAUUGCAAUUUAAGCAAUUGCGAAUAAACCGCCCCCAAAAAAUUUCAGGACUUCAACAAAUGAGAUAGUUAGGCUUCCUGUGCAUGUGUGUUUUUUUUAAUGUUGCUAUUAUUUUUGAGUGCACUAGAGACAAGGUAAAAGUUGCCUUACAGCUGUAUCUGUAAGCAAACAAUGUUGUUAUCACCUCUUAACAGCUUAGCAUUUUUAUCAGUACAGUGAGACCUGUAUCACGCGGAUACCCACAGGACCUUUGGUGCUGUCUUGGUACAGGUUCAUUUUAAAGAAAAUAUAGGAAGAAAUGUUUGAAACAAACUGAGCCAUUUGUUGACUUAAAACAGGGUGUUUACUUAAUAUGGGGUCUGCUUAAUACAGUGAUUGUUGUAUUCAACCUCUCAAGGUGCUCUCCUUCACAAUAUUAUUCAGUCAUUAUGAAGACAGCACAUGGUGACUUCCGUUAAACUACUAAAUUCCUUCUCCAAUUUUCAGUGUAUAUGCUUGUGAGUCGUAGAGAGAAUUUUGUAUUAGGUCAGGAAUCACUUUGGGCCUUACUUCCACACACCCCUCCAUUUUAACUGUUCAUGUAUUUCCUUUUUAAAUUAUUGUAAUAGUUAAUCAUUAAUUCAUCUCAUACUGACCACUAUUUUUCCACUCACAGUUUGUCAUGUUUAUUGCUGGUCUUCUGUCCAUUUGCUGUAUGAUUUUCCUUGGUUUUGCUGAUGAUGUUCUUGAUCUCAAGUGGAGAGAUAAACUUCUGCUUCCGACAAUGGCUUCUCUUCCACUACUGAUGGUAUACUUUGUCAAUAUUGGUGUCACCACCAUUAUAGUACCUAAACCUCUCAGAUUUAUCUUAGGAUUUGAUUUAGAUUUAGGUAAGUAUUAAUUAUCAACAGACUACCUAGAACAAAUGAAUAAAACAAUUAUAAUUUUUCACACAAAAGUCAAAGUGGUUUGAUCAUGCCGUUUCCAUUUAAGAUAUAUGGUAAAUGCUUGUAAUAAGAAAUUAACCGUUUAAGCCGCAAUAUCCACGUACGAAUUCUCCAAACUGAUCUCUAGACAUUUCCUUAAGGAAUGUGUUGGGAGAAUUUGAUAAAAGAGCAAAACAUUUUCUCUUUGGCGAUCAAUUUAUCAAUUCUCAUAACCUAAUCUCUUGACAUUAUAUAGAUAUGGUUAAGAGAAAAUUGAUGUUGGUCACCAUUGGGACUUAAAGGGUUGAGGAAUCUAUUAGCCUGAGGAAUGAGGGCUGGAACUCCAUAUUGAUCACACAUCACUACCCAGUGCUUCUGAUUGGUUGAAAAUUUGUGCUUCAUCCAAUCAGAACUACUACCUAGAUGUGGGUAGUGACACACCUUCAGUGUGGAAUUUCUGUGCUCAUUCUUUGGACAUCAUUUUGCGGGGAAACCAGCGUUGGUGUUGCAAAAGCCAGUUUUUUCUCAGGCUAGGAUUAAUUCGAAUAAAAUUUUGAUGAGAGCCUUCAUAUGGACAUUUAUUUUGACCAAAUAAACACCUUAUGAUGGGUAGUUAUUAUUAAAAGAACCUCCCCCAAUUUGCACAAUUGCUGAGGUAAAGUAAAUGUUAGUGAAAAGUUAGCCUUGUAGCUUGACCAGGAGAACGAUUAACUGAAAUAAAGUUACAUCUGGAACCCAUAACUACCAGUUUAAUUGACAUGUAAAACCUGAAUCAACUUUUCUAGCAGCUAGGAGGAAUGAGAGACAGCUGAUUUCACAGGCCAGCCCAAGAACAAUAUUUGUAAUCAUUGUCAUCUCACACUGUCCACAGGAAUAUUUUACUACGUCUACAUGGGGAUGCUAGCAGUGUUCUGCACAAAUGCAAUCAACAUCCUAUCAGGUAUAAAUGGUGUGGAGGCAGGGCAGUCACUUAUUAUCGCAAUCUCUAUCUUGGUGUUUAACUUUAUUGAGCUUCAAGGAACAUGUUGCUGGCAGGCUCACUUGUUCUCUGCUUACUUCAUGAUGCCAUUUAUUGCUACAUGUUCAGCAUUACUUUACUUCAACUGGUGAGUUGGUCCAAUGUUACGUACAUGUACAUGUAUCAUGUCUGGGGGGUGCCCCACCCCAAGGUCCAACCCCUUACCCCCUCAUAUACCAUUCUUGACAGGAAAGGUACCCAUUUCAUAAACCUACUGGCAAAUGGUACCUUUUUCACAUGUCUACUUUAGAAAUUUGCAUCCCUUUCAACUGCUGUAAAUGCAGUGUCUUUUGAUUAUGAAUAAAUCACAAAACCAGAAUGUUUUAUCGACCUUGUCACUGCCAUAAGGUGUAGCCCGUUUUUACAGACCAAAGUGACAGACUUCCCAACCUUUCAUAUAAUUAAACUAGUGAAAUCCCUACCCCUUCAUAUACAUGUACAUGUAGCCUGGAAAAGGUACCCUUUUGGUUAGAGCCUCCCCAUAUAGGCUUUUAUAGGCAGUACACCUCGGACCCUGGGUAUAAUAAUACAAUAUUAUUAUUGUACAGUGGAAUGUCACUUUCCUAAACCCUAAUUACUGUGAUCCUUCGAAUGAUUCAAUCCCUCUAAUUAACCUCCACACUCUAACAGACCAUGAAAAUGACAUCAAAAAUUUAAAAAAAAAAACAGUCAAAACUUUGCAGCAAAACCAAUAUCCAUGUCUUGUGGUUCAACUUGAUUGUUGACAUUUUGACAUUUCAUUAAUUUCUAUGGGUUAUUAGAGUAUGGGCAAAAGCAGGGUUGUCAAAAGUAGCCAGCUGCCGGCAAAAAUCGCCACCUAUUUGGUUAGUAUUGGCCGGCUACUCUGCUUGGCAUUUCUUUACGGAUGCUGUUUUUUACAUAAAAUAUCCCUGGACUGGCCGCUUACUUUGACAACUCAGCCGUCUACUUCAAAACUUUCUGACAACCGUGCAAGAGAAAUUAUUAUUGUUGCCCAUUUGUUGACUACUUAACUCUUAGCCUCUUUUUGUGUUCCAAGACUGAUGUAUCAAAAUUCCAUUUUAGGUACCCUUCUCAAGUGUUUGUUGGGGACACUUUCUGCUAUUUUGCUGGCAUGACAUUUGCAGUAGUUGGAAUCUUGGGACAUUUCAGUAAAACAAUGCUUCUCUUCUUUAUUCCGCAAGUCAUCAACUUUGUUUACUCUUUACCACAGCUGUUUCGUUUUAUCCCAUGCCCAAGACAUCGGCUGCCAAAGUAAGUUUAGUGUUGACCCAACUUAUGUUUCAACUAUGUGUGUAAAAAUAAUUAAUUAUUGGAAAAUGUUCACCAUCGCACUAGCAAAAGCUUGCAAUAGGAAAAUAUCAUGGCUGGAAUCUUAGCCUGUUUAGUAUUAACAAUACUAAAUGCAAAGUAACCUGGUGCAUUGUGUAUUUCUGUUAUUUAUUAAAGAAUGAGAAUUCAAACACCAGAAAGCUCAGAAAAAUCCCCUGAGCUCCAGGCAAGAAUAAUAUUGAACUCACGGCCCUCCAAGAUCUAGUUUGGACGCUCUAACCACUGAGCUCCUGAAACUCUAAUGGCGAGUGGGGUCGGAAUUUAAAUACAAGUACACCAGACUUUAAGGAUUGCAUUGGGGACUUGCUUGAAAUUUGGCCGUCCACCAGCAUACAAACCCAAGACUGUAUAUCUAUAUUAAAGGAGAAGGAGAAUUCAAACACCAGAUAAGCUCGGAAAAAUCCCCUGAGCUCCAGGCGGGAGCAGGAGCUAAGGCACCUGAUGAAAAGUCUUCUAUAUUAAUGCCUUUCUUCUGAAAAUGAGUUAUAUUAGCUUGAGAACAAAAAAUCGUUUUGAUAUAAAUAAUUUUUCACUUAGCCUCGCUCUGAAACAGAGGCUUGAGGCAACUUGCAAAUUGCCUAUUCAUUUUUAAGGUUAUGGAAAGCAGUUCAUUCUUUUAAAAAAUGACAGCUCUUGCUCUCAAAUAAUGUUAUACAUUUGUCUCAACAGGCUUAAUCCAGAGACUGGCAAACUAGGCAUGAGCCAUUCAGUGUUCAAGAAAUCUGACAUUCGUCCUCUAGGAAAACUCAUCUUAUCUGUGUUCAGCCUUCUAAGAUUAGUACAAGUUGAAGAUGGCGUGGGAGAGGAUAAAAAGUCUGUGCGUGUCAACAACUUUACAUUAAUAAACUUUGUCAUAAAAAUGCUUGGCCCAUUACAUGAAAGAACAUUGACUACUAUAAUGUUAGGAAUACAGGUAGGUUUUUUACCUCUCACUACCAAAUUAUUAAAAUUGAUGAUAUAUAAUUUACUUACUUUUCAAUCUGUGGAUGAAAUCCCGUGGUGUCACCAUUCUAAUGAGACCUCCCUGGCAGAACUUUUUUAUGCAUGGUGCUACAUCUAACAUGUUAGGAUUUUUCAAAAACAACAUUGGAAUUUUGUGAAUUCUCUUUUGUUGGCCACUAUUAGGUUGGCAUUUUUUCAUCUGAUGUGCGAAGAGAUUCUUCAAAAAUCAGAAUACAAAAAUAAAUGAUCAUUUCUAACAAAAUUUCUGUUCUCUGAUAUACAACAAAAUUAAUGGUUCAAAAGUUCUAAAAACCUAAUCCACAUUUUUUUAGAAAAUUAAUGUACAUAUAUGUGAAGAUUGGUUUGGUCAUAUAUCAUGAAAUUCUGUUCUUUAUCUGUUCUUGGGGAGCAACAACAACAACAGUGGCAAAAACAUUUCAUAAAAAGUGUAUUCAAACUGUUUCAAAAUUCAUCGCUCUUAUUCCAAGUCAUCAUUGUCAAAUUAUUAAUGUUAAUGAGUUUUCCUGGAGUUGAAUUGUCAAGGACUGUAUAGUAUCUAACUUUAAAAAGAGAGUAUUAGAAAAUCACUGUCUUGCAUUCAUAUUUUCAACAAAACGUAAAAUAAGGCAGUUUUGUGUCGUGGUUAUUUUAUGGCAACAAAGAAAUGUGCAAAAAAGUGUGAUUCAAGUGCAAAGUUGUUGUUUUGCUAAUCUGCUUUUAUGCCGUUUUUGUUGUCAUCAUUGCCGUUGUUUUUUAAGCUCCCUAUUGCUACAAGCUAUGAUUGAUGCAUUGCAGUGGCAAGUGAAAACUACUGAGACCAGUCUCUCUUGUUUGCAGAUCCUCGGAAGUGCUGUAGCAUUUAUCAUCCGUUAUCACCUAGUAAGAUUUUUCUACGAUGUAGAACCACAUUAAAAAUCAGAAUUUGUUUUUUACAAGAUUGAAUUUCAGUGGUAUAUUCCUCAUUUGGAUAUUUCCAUGGUGAUACAAGACAGAGGCUGAAUUGACAGCCUAAAAUAAGAAAAUUCAGGACAAGAAAUGUCAAUUUUAACUAUG
Porites lobata is the source of this 7285-nucleotide messenger RNA. The record is from the annotation of a GenBank genome assembly. Lineage: Eukaryota; Metazoa; Cnidaria; Anthozoa; Scleractinia; Poritidae.